Molecule: messenger RNA, 1146 nt
Organism: Mucor mucedo
Lineage: Eukaryota; Fungi; Mucoromycota; Mucoromycetes; Mucorales; Mucoraceae
Exons: 3
Coding region: 276-1136 (286 amino acids)
Source: RefSeq, a predicted model, not a curated record
UCACCUGUUUCAUGAAAUAUACUUUCAAUACGCUUGCGUUUCUCAUCGGCAGAUACACCUUUACGAGACUAUUAAAAAAAAACAUUAGUCUACAAGACCAUUUUUACACCCUUUCUUUGCAACUUGCCAUUGGAUUAGGCUCCUUUGUUAAAAUAUAUAAAAUAAAAAAAAGAAAAGAAAGAGAGAAACAACAAUAAAAAAGAGAGCUGGUUUUAGAAAAUUAUUAAAGCAACCCUUUUUUUUUGUUAUUAUUAUUAUUUUGGCUUUCUGCAACUAUGUCCACUAUCUACAUUCCUCAGAAACGUAUUUAUGCACCAAACGAUCCCUUUUUCGAAGAAGGCAAUAUUGCAUUACGUGCCUUGUGGCUUAAAAGACAAGCUGCAUCCGAUGCUGAAGUCCACAUGAUUCAACAAGAACAACAAGAACUACUCGAUCAACACCAUAUUGACAUUUACUGUGAUCAUUGUCGUAUUCGAUUUCCUUCUGUUGUCACAUUUGAGUCUCAUUAUGAAGCGGUUCACCGCAACGUCUGCUUAGAAUGUCAUAAAAUAUUCCCUUCUUUCGAUUGGCUUCAGUUGCAUAUUGAUGAAUUUCACAAUGUCUUGCUUCAAAUCAAGAAGGAGCGAGGUGAAAAGAUUUACAAGUGUUAUGUGCAUGGCUGUAAAAAAGUAUGUUCGGGACCUCGUCAACGUAGAUUGCAUUUGAUUGACAAGCAUAACUAUCCCAGAUACUUUCCUUUUGAUUUAGUGUAUACCGGUACAUUAUCCUUUGAGCAAAGAAAGAUUAGAGAUCAAAAAAACAAGGAAAGACUGAAAAGAUUAAGCAUGCAUGGACACAAGGAUAAAAUUAGAGAUACCAACAUGGAUGAAGAGCAUCGAUCAACAGAGGAGGAAGUAGAAAAGGAUGUGGAUAUGGAUGAACUUGUGACGGGCAUGUCCAAAUUACGGAUACCUAAAUCCAUCUCCUUUGGACAUAAAGCAGGUCUAGGUAUUCCACAGCAUCGUCCUCAUAGACCUUCUGUCAAAGCAUCUAUAGAAAAGGACACUGUCAAACCAGAGGUCAAAGUCUAUUCACAUCCACGAAAAAGAGGGCCCAAAAAGAAAAAGAUGCCUCAAGUUGAACCCAUGAUGGAAUAGUAAAAUACAU